AUGAAUUAUCUGACGGUUUCAAUAAUUGUUGCAUUUCUAUUCUUCUCAAUUACAGUUGGAUGUUUUUCAAUUUGGCGAAUUAUUCGAGAUGUUAAAAAUAAGAAGCAGAAAAAGAAGAAGAAAGAGGAAAAGAAAGAGGAAAAGAAAGAGGAAAAGAAAGAGGAAAAGAAAGAGGAAAAGAAAGAGGAAAAGAAAGAGGAGAAGAAAGAGGAAAAGAAAGAGGAGAAGAAAGAGGAACAGAAGAAGAAAGAGGAGCAGAAGAAGAAGAAGAAGAAGCAGAAUAAUGAAAUAGGCAAAUAUUAUAAGCAAUAUUUUGGUUGGAUUUGUUUGGCUGCUUUUCUACUCGCUUUUGGAUUAUUGAUUUACUCGAAUCUCGGUGUUUUUUUGAUUGAAAGAUUGAAAAAUCAGAAUAGAAUUGAUGAAUUGGAAAAUGGUAAGAAUAUCUUGGAUUGUAAUAUAUUGGAAGUUAUUAUUUAUUUUUUCAGAACCAAGCAAAAUCAUCGGCAAAUCGAACGAGACUUUGACAAAAGCUCAAGUUGAUAAGACUGCGGAAAAAAGUUCUGCUGAAAUUGAAGAUUUAGUUUCAGCUGAUUUUUUUUAUGACAAAUUGAGUAACAUCUCAUUCUUUACUGAUGUUUCCAAGGUUAGUUACGAAAUAAUCGAUGAAAUACAGAUUGUUUUUUUAAACAGAAAAAGGAAAAAUGUGAAGAGGAUCACAAAAAAAUAGAAGCGCAGAAUUCGAAUGUUAAAAAUACUGUACGUUCUUCAUCAUGUACUGCUGAUGUCAAAAACAAACUAAAAGACACCGACAAACAUAUAACUGCGAUCGGACAAAGAUUGAGUGCUAUCAAUUUUUUUUUAGAAAACAGUGUUAAACCCAAACUUGCGGACUUCAAGAAUAUAUUCCAACCUGACAUAAAUUUGCUCCUGGAGCAAUUCAAAAACGAUAUAAAGUCACUUCUGGUUGGUUAUUUUUCGUAAAAACACAUUUCAAAAUCUUAUUUUCAGAAGAUCUGCGAUGAAUUGAUGAAUCAAUCAAUAACCAUGGAAAUGAGAACACUUUCCAUCGUGUUUUUCUUAUUUUUCGUCAUUUAUUCAAUGAUUCUAAUCGUUCUAAUCAUUGUGGCUGUUCUUGGAUAUUUCACUUUGUUCCGAAAACCUUCAAAUCCAUCCGAAGCUGUUCAAAAACCGAAUUCCAACAAACCUGCAACAUUAUCUAAAUCGAAAACUGAAAGUCCAAUCGCGAAAACAGCAGGCAAAAAUACAAAGAUCAAAACUGCAAUCCCGCAACCUAAACAAUCGAAAAUGCAAAAUUUUGUGAAUUAUUCAUUGUAUGGAUCAAUUUUGUUGUUAUUCAUCAGUUCUUUCACAUAUCUUGUCAUUUAUUUGGAAGUUUUGGAACCAACAAAUAAUUGUGCAUUUAAGAAGAAUAAUGAUAGCAUGUAAGCAUUUUUCAAAAUUAAUUUUAAAAUAUUGAAACAAUUUCAGAUCAUUGAUUUCAAUUUGUCCAACACCAAAUUCCGAAUUCUUCUCGAUUCUACCAUUUGGAAGUAGUUUUUCAGAAGAAAGCAUUGAGAAAAGCUUGAAAUUUGUUGAACAUAGGAAAAUCUUCAAUGAAAAGGCUAAAAAAUCAUUGGGUUAUACGAAAUUGGAUUUGAGAGCAGAUUUUGGUGCAGAAGUUCGAAAGAUGAACUAUUUUGAUGUAGAGUUUCACAAUUUGGGGCUAACGAAUUGCAAGAAUACAAUAUUUGCUACCGCAUCUACAAAUUAUUAUAAUCUUCAUACAUCAUUGCUCAAUCUGAACUCGUCAGUUGUGAAAUUUAAUGAGAAAAUAAUGAAGAGCAAAACAUACAAAGACAUGUUUGUAACAGAUCCAUUUGAUGAAAUUCGACAAGGAACAAGAAUUGCUGUUGCACCAAUUCUUGUGAGUUUUUCUUUGUUGCUUUUUCAGAACCCAGAAGCUUGAAAUCUCCAGCUAGAGUUGCUGAAAAAAUUCUUAAAUAACCUCAUUCAAUUUCAGGCUGCAAAUUUCAAAUGCACAACAAUCUAUGAAUUGAUUUAUGCAAAUUGCCGAUUGAAUGGAUUUGUUUUGGAUGAUUUUGUUUUUUAUGUCAUUAUUCAACUCUCAUCAAAUACAAUUGUCAUAUUCUUCAAUUUUGUAAUUCUUGGAUUGAAAAAGUUAUUCAAUGCAAAACUAAAAAUGGAAGAGGAAAAAAGAAUUGCGGAGGAGAAAGCGAUAGAAGAAGAGAAGAAUAAACAGAAAAAAAUGGAGAAUUAUGAUAAAGAUCUCGAUGUUAAAAUUCGAAAUGCAGAGAUUGCUGAUGAAAAAAAUGCAGAAGAGUAUGAAGGAGUGGUGGUAGAUAUAAUUGAUGCAAAUGGUGAACGAUAUGAGGCGGAAAAGAUGUUGGAAAAUGAAGAGAAGGCUGAAAAAGGGAUUCCAAUAAUAACUUAUCAUGGAGAAGGUGCAAUUGUAACAGAGAUUGAAGAAGAGAGAGUUGAAGAUAAAUCAAUUUAG
Messenger RNA from Caenorhabditis angaria, 2515 nucleotides. Lineage: Eukaryota; Metazoa; Nematoda; Chromadorea; Rhabditida; Rhabditidae. The record is from the annotation of a GenBank genome assembly.